CAGACUAAUAUCUGCACAGAGAUGGGAGUAGUAAUGACACGGCGGCCAUUUUGCCCAUAAAUAACAUUGCGUUGCUAGGGGUUUCACACCUUGGAGCUUCCAGAGCCUCUGGAACCUCUGGAACCUCUGGAAGUAGGAAUCGUAGCUCGUAUUCUUUGCCGCUCUUUGCCUACUGAAUAAUUUGAUGAUGGGCAGUAGUGUUUCGCGCGAUUAACCGGAUUUGAAGGUUUGAAACGGAGAUAUAUCUGUUGUUACCCUGUGAAAAGUUGUUGUGUUGAAAGAUGUCUAUAAUUGUUAAAAUACCUAAUGACUCUUCAGUUGGAGAAUGGGCAAUAGUGGAAUUACAGGGAGAUCUAAAGUCCAGAAACGGUAGCAGUAUGCAUCAGCAGUUCAUUGGCGAUCUUCAUUAUACAAAUAAGGGGAAUCCUAUGUUAAUAAUUGGCCAUCAUAUUCUGCAUGGUGAGGUGGUAACAAUGGAUAAACCAUUUGCCAUAUUGGAACAGAAGCAGACUGGUGAAACCGCUGAGCUGCAGGACACAGUGGAGUAUCAUAUAAAAGCCAUAGUGCAUCCAAUUGUUCCUGCCCCAGGUGAUAUAUGGGGCAUUAGCGGAAUAACUGGCGGCAAGAGAGAGAAACCUACUAUGUUCAUCACAAAUACCACAUGGGCUGCUGUGGGAUUGAACCUGGCCCUUCGCUGUAAGCAACCAACGUGCUGAUACACUACAUUGGCAUCGACCUCUGAGGAUCUUUAACAUGAACUUCAGAGUCUUGAGCGAUCUAUAACUUGUUACAGUAAUUAUUAUACACUCUGUACUACUUGUUGCUAGAGCGUUUUUAAGUUCCGCGAAGUUCUGUAAUUUCAGUUUUAAAAAACAUCUCUGAGGGUACGUCGUCAUUAUGAAGUUACUAAAAUCUAUUUUAGCACACAAUGGACCCCAAAAUCGCCAUACCAGAUAACAUACAACACAUUACACUUUUCUUCCAUGACGUUUCCUGCCCAAGGUAUAACGUACCAUCAGAUGUAUGCCACCGGUAAGCCCUAAAUAAACAUACUGCACUACACAACCCUUACGACCCUUACUACUUGCCAGUUUUCUACUCCACCUACUCACAUGGU
This is a messenger RNA of Cryptotermes secundus, 1117 nucleotides long. Its product is annotated as chromosome transmission fidelity protein 8 homolog. Lineage: Eukaryota; Metazoa; Arthropoda; Insecta; Blattodea; Kalotermitidae. The transcript has 4 exons. The record is from RefSeq and is a predicted model, not a curated record. Bases 282 to 716 code for a protein of 144 amino acids.